Messenger RNA from Racocetra fulgida, 694 nucleotides. NCBI's taxonomy places the organism in Eukaryota, Fungi, Glomeromycota, Glomeromycetes, Diversisporales, Gigasporaceae. The record is from the annotation of a GenBank genome assembly.
AUGGAGGAUUCAGGUUCUAGCACAGUAAAUUCACUAUUAGAAACUGAACAAUCAGACCAUUCGACUUAUGCUAAUAAGAAAAAUAAAAGAGGGCGAUCUAAAAACCUACUUUGGACUAAUCAUUUUAUGGAAAUUACAAUCAAGAAGGUGGUCACAGAGGUUUUAGAAAAUGAUGAGUUUAUUUUACCACAUGAAUUACAAAAUUUUAUACAAGAUCGGCAGUUUUGGGAGUUUUGGGCUAAUACUGAAGCUUUAGUAAAAGUUUUAUCUCCUGCCAAAAAUGCAGUUAAAAUAGUUGAAUCUAAAACUACAACAACUGCUGAUAUUUUUUUAUUUCUUAUUCAAAUAGCAGCAGCUAUUAAUAUGCUUAAAAAAGAUGAUUUAACAGAACGUAUAGAAUUUCGCAAACAAUGUAUGAAAAAUUCAAUAUUUCAUCAAAUUUUGCAAAUAGCACUUGAAAUCUGGAAAAAAAUUGGUGGUGAAUUAUCAGGUGCAAAUACACUUGUAGCACAAAUUAAAAUGUAUGAUGCAUUUGAACCACCAUAUAAUUAUACUUUUGUGAAAGGAAUUGAAACUUCACAAACCUGGUGGAAUGGAUGUAAAUUUAAAAGUCAUCCGUUACAAAAACUUGCAUUAUAUUUAUUAGCAAUUACUCCACAUAGUGCAAGCUGUGAAAGAAUAUUUUCAAUUCUAA